This is a messenger RNA of Lasiodiplodia theobromae, 500 nucleotides long. RefSeq names its product RHO protein GDP dissociation inhibitor. The annotation marks the transcript as partial. Gene Ontology annotation, biological process: Rho protein signal transduction. The transcript is spliced from 4 exons. The record is from RefSeq and is a predicted model, not a curated record. Lineage: Eukaryota; Fungi; Ascomycota; Dothideomycetes; Botryosphaeriales; Botryosphaeriaceae. Gene Ontology annotation, molecular function: protein binding; Rho GDP-dissociation inhibitor activity. Gene Ontology annotation, cellular component: cytoplasm; membrane; cytosol.
AUCAAAACGACGAGUCGCUCCGCAAGUGGAAGGAGUCUCUGGGCAUCGGUUCUGGUAACACUCUUUCGGACCCAAAUGACCCGCGUACCGUCAUCAUUCUCUCCCUUGGCCUUGAGGUUGAGGGCCGUCCUGAUAUUAUUAUUGAUCUCUCCGCUCCCGGUGCUGUUGAUCAUUUGAAGGAGAAGCCUUUCUCAAUCAAGGAGGGAGCUCAGUUUCGUAUGAAGGCCACCUUCAAGGUCCAGCACUCGAUUCUGUCUGGCCUGAAGUACAUUCAGGUUGUCAAGAGAAUGGGUGUCAGCAACAAGAUGCAGGAGAUGAUUGGCAGCUACUCCCCCAACACUUCCGAUAAGCCUUUCUAUGAGAAAAAGUUCGAGCCUGAGGUGGCUCCUUCGGGCAUGAUCGCUCGUGGACACUACACCGCUGUUUCCAAGUUCAUUGAUGAUGACAACCAGACGCAUCUCAAGUUCGAGUGGGCGUUCGACAUCAAGAAGGACUGGUAG